Molecule: messenger RNA, 471 nt
Organism: Aspergillus bombycis
Lineage: Eukaryota; Fungi; Ascomycota; Eurotiomycetes; Eurotiales; Aspergillaceae
Product: H(+)-transporting V1 sector ATPase subunit F
Exons: 2
Coding region: 1-471 (156 amino acids)
Biological process (GO): proton transmembrane transport
Cellular component (GO): proton-transporting V-type ATPase, V1 domain; fungal-type vacuole membrane
Molecular function (GO): proton-transporting ATPase activity, rotational mechanism
Source: RefSeq, a predicted model, not a curated record
AUGAAGAGUAAUCUACAGCCUGUGGGGUUAUCCCGAACCAAAGCUUUGCUAAUUCCCUAUAUCAGCUCGGUGACUGGACUUCUUCUCGCAGGUGUUGGUGUAAGUGAUUUCAAGAACGCUAUAGCAGCCGACAUGCCCGAUAGUGAACUAAUCUGCUUUCCAAAGCAUGUCACAGAUCCCCCCGACUCCCAAAGGAAUUUCCUCGUGGUAGACUCCAAGACCGAAACCUCUACGAUUGAGAAAGCGUUCGAAAACUUUACUCAAGAAAGAAAAGAUAUUGCUAUCGUUCUUAUCAAUCAACACUUCGUUGUCUUGCUUACGGGAGAACAGGUUGCAGAGCGCAUCCGCCACAGUGUCGAUUCCUUCGCCGAUCCAUUUCCCGCCGUCCUAGAAAUCCCAAGCAAGGAUCACCCAUACGACCCCGAGAAGGAUAGCGUGCUUAAGCGGGUGCGACGUCUGUUUGGAGAGUAG